CCCACAUGACUAUUUCUGAACGUUGUCCCAUGUUCUUCUCGCAGGUUCCUCAGGACAGAGAUAUGCCGGUUCUGAGAUGAGCCCCUGAGCAGCAAAGAGCCAUCGCUUGUGCGGCACCUAAAGUGUGACUAGGGCGUCACAGAGCACCGCAGGGGAACAAACCUUUGCUCCAAGUGCCAUAAUAUGCUUUUUCCAUCCAUGCUGCUUCAGUCCAUCGUCUGGGCCACCAGCUGAUGAGAUGGCACAGAGCGCCGAGCUCCAGCCAAGCUUUGAGGACGUUUUUAAUAUUCUAUCCCAGAUCCCACAAGAUAAACUCCUUAGCCUCAAAUAUAAACUGAAGCACUUGAUACUUGGCCCCAGCAGCAAAUUACUGCAAGCCAUGGUCCUGCUUACUCUGGGGCAAGAAGCGGAUGCAAGAAUUUGUUUGGAUGACUUGGGAGAUAACCGGGCAGCCCAGUAUGUCCACCAGACGAAACUGGGCGCUGCAGGAGUGCAGGAAGAUGGGGAGGAUUUGCAGCCUGCCCAGCUGGAUGCAGGUGCCAUGGCACUUCUGGCACAGAUCUACUCGGUGUUGGCGGAGGAAAAACUGUGCAGUCAUGAAGCCAUGGACAAAGCCUGCCAGGCCGCCACCAAAACCUGCAACGCCAGCAAGGAAACUCAGGGGGACACGCUCAACAGCAUCCCAGCUGAGGACCAGGAAGAACAUGGCUCUGCCAUCAGCAUGGGCCCAGGUGACAAAUUUCAGAUGCUGAGAUCUGAUGUGGGCAUAGGAUUUCACCAGAUGGCCAGCCCAAACUACGUGGUGAGAAGUUCCCCAGUGCAGAUUGGAGGCAACUCAGACCUUUCAGGCCCACGGACCUUGUGCUCCUUGGGGAGUCCCUCUCUCCCCAGUCACUUUGAGAUCAGUGCGUCGCCAACAGUUGUCUUUCACACCCAGCCUUCUUCUCACAAGUGUGUCCCCCAGCCCAGCCAGCUGUGCGAAGGGAGCACCAGCGGUGCUGGACAGCCUGACGGGGACAGACGGAGCCACAGCCUGGAGGAAACAAGCUGGGCCAGCAGACCCAGCUCUCAUCCUGGGCAGGACACAGGUGCCCAAGUCCCCCGACCGGAGAAGGUUCUGCAGGUCAGUUCAUGUUGUCCAACUCUCCCUAUUCCUGAAACGCAGCUGCCUACACUGGAUGCUGUGAACCAACCUGUCAAAAGCGGUGAUGUUUCCAGCACAGUGGCAGCAGAACCUCAUGCACCAAAAGAAAGCACAGACAAAAAGCAAGAUGAAAAGCAAUUAUCUACAGGUCUUCCUGACUCACGAGCUACAGUGGAUACUGGUCCUGCCCACCCAUCCAUGGAGGACUCCUAUGUUCCAGCAGGCAUUUCUUUUAACUCUGCACCUGCUUCCAUUUCAGGCUAUUCCCUUCCUUCUCCUACCUAUUCCUUCUCCUCAACCCUUCCCCCUCAUCUUCGGGGAGCUCCUUCCAACUUAUCAUAUCCCCCUCCCCUCCACUCAUCCCCCUCUCCAGCCUGGCCUCCUCCUCUCCAAGCUGUAGAAGCAGUGCCCACAUCAGAACCAGAUGGUGGAGAGAGAAAGUUCUUCACUUUCGUUGUCCUGCACGCUAGUGAAGAUGAGAUUGUUGCCCAUCGGGUCAAGAACCUGCUGGAGAACAUGGGGGUUCGCAACGGUGCCACACUCUGUGAGGACUUCUUAAUUGCUGGACGCAGCCAUCUGACUUGCUUCCAGGAUGCUAUGGAAAACUCUGCUUUCAUCAUCCUUCUGCUGACCAAGAACUUCCCAUGUGACCUGUGUAUGUUUCAGACAAACACUGCCCUGAUGGAGUCCAUCCUGAAACAACCCAAACGUGACUCAGUCAUCCCUUUUGUGCCCAAGGAGAACCCCCUGGAGUGGAGUCAGAUUCCCAGCACGCUCGGUGCGCUGAUGCCCUUGAAUGAGAACUCUCCUGGGUUCUCCAGGAUGGUGCACAACACCUUUACCACCAGUAGGAUCAGUAAGAAGAAAGCCAUGUGGGACCAGAUGCAGAGAGAGAAACUACAGCGGUAUCAGGAACAGUAUCAAACACUGCAGAACUUUGGUGCUCUGAACCUUGGCUCCUUUGCCCAAGUGCCUCCAUCAGCAACACGGCCGCAGCUGCUGAAGCAAUCACCCCAACAGAGGUGCCCCCCCGCUUCGACUGUCCCUCCUGCCACAUACCCGCCUCCCCCCGCUGGUCAUCCCAUGCCUCCUCAUAUGGGUCCCCAUCCUUUCCAACCGCUUCAUCUCCCGUCAGGCCACUACAACACGAUGCCAGGUCCAGGAGGCACCCCGCCCCUCAUCAUUCAACAUGCUCGAAUGGUUCAGAUUGGGAACCACAACAUGAUGCAGGUAGAAACUGUCACACCAGGUCCACAGGACAGUGAGGAAGAAACCAGGUAGAAUGGUUGAUCAGAGACGCAGCAGGUCAGCCGAGGCCAGAGACACUCACACUUAGUUUCAAACCCUAGAUUAUAGUGAUUCUGUUGGGACUGGGACUAUUCUGAUUUCACUGUGGGUAAAAGGUGCCACUUUCUUGGAGCACAGGAGAAAAUUACCUUCUCUUUUGUUGGACAAAAGAGGUUGCAAUCUCCUGAGACUGUUUUCCUUGUGCUUAUUUUCGAGUAACUGAGAAAACUCUUUUUC
This is a messenger RNA of Aptenodytes forsteri (emperor penguin), 2668 nucleotides long. RefSeq names its product toll like receptor adaptor molecule 1 (gene TICAM1). The coding region runs from base 239 to 2425 and encodes 728 amino acids. Gene Ontology annotation, biological process: lipopolysaccharide-mediated signaling pathway; positive regulation of myeloid dendritic cell cytokine production; TRIF-dependent toll-like receptor signaling pathway. The record is from RefSeq and is a predicted model, not a curated record. Lineage: Eukaryota; Metazoa; Chordata; Aves; Sphenisciformes; Spheniscidae. The transcript has a single exon. Gene Ontology annotation, molecular function: protein kinase binding.